This is a messenger RNA of Parus major (Great Tit), 6394 nucleotides long. RefSeq names its product G protein-coupled receptor 146 (gene GPR146). Bases 1671 to 2675 code for a protein of 334 amino acids. The record is from RefSeq and is a predicted model, not a curated record. Gene Ontology annotation, molecular function: G protein-coupled receptor activity. The transcript is spliced from 2 exons. Gene Ontology annotation, biological process: G protein-coupled receptor signaling pathway. Gene Ontology annotation, cellular component: membrane. NCBI's taxonomy places the organism in Eukaryota, Metazoa, Chordata, Aves, Passeriformes, Paridae.
UUAAAACAGAAUUGUCGCGUUUAACCGCACUUAGAGGAUGUAAAGAAAAAAGUAAGGGUAAUGACUAAAAACACUUGUGAAGCCAGACAUCCCCCUGCUCUGUAAAAUACAAAGCCUGGUAGCAAAAACUUUUGAUCUUCUGAGACAAUAUACAGGCAAGUUAUUCAGUGGCUGAUGUAAUUCAGUCUGGAGUAAUCAAAGCUACAUGCUUAAGGAUAAACCUACAUAAUGGAAUUUACAUGAUUGUAUCCAUGCCUGUGCUUAGUCACCUUUGCACUCACCAGAAUGCAUAGAUUUGCAAUAUCUAGUUCCAGUCUGCUGCUUUGCUUGAAUCAAGUCAUAACAGUUCAAUGAGACCUAGUUUUGGUUCCCUUCAGCUGUGAAAAAACCAGCUUUUUUCUUUCUUAAAAACCUAAAACAACAGAUGCUUCCUGAAAACAAACGGGGUUGGUUUUCAGUCAUUGAAAAUAGAAUGAGGAUGGAAAGACAAGAUAAAGACAUGAUACAGUUCACUCAUACACAACAGUAUAGCUGAAGGACUGAUGUGAGAAAAUGAACCAAAGAAGUCAUGUUUUCCCACAAAGGUGAAAACAACCUUUGAAAACAAUAGAACUUCUGGUGCUGCCACAGAAGCCACUUCUCUGAGGAAAUCCAGCAUGGUACAGUGGAAUAAAAAUUUGCUUGCCCGGCUAAAAUUACUGUAUUUUUAGCCUGAUUUCUGGCUCAGCUUAUGUUACUGAGAAGAAAAAUGCACACAAAACAACUGCAGUGGGAAAUAAAACAUGAAAGUUGACACAAUUUUGGGACAAAGUUUGUACUAUGGCUGAAGAGUCAAAGGAUUAGCACCAGGGAGAUGCAGUCACGUACCCAUAUGCUCACAGACCCCACACGGUAUAAUUUAGCCAUCUGGUUCAUGGAGUAUAGCAUGUUGUCUAGUAGCAUUCAUUUUCAUUGCACAAUGUUUAUUGUGGAUUGAUUAAAUCUUGCUCUCCCUCUGGAAAGAAUCCAGGUACAUGUAUUUAUACUUUGCUAUAGGUGCUGACAGAGAAGCACACAAAACCACGGGAGAAUGGGACAGGCAGAGUACGUGACAUGGGAAAUUGCCUGCUGCACCAGCUCUACACUGUCCCUGAAAUGGGCUGCCAUGAAUAACAGCCAUGAUUUUAAGGCUGUGUUAUGAAUUGUACUUCAGUGAUUAUUUCUUGUUUCUGCAUUCUGGAAAGCGACUUUACAGAGUUGCCUUGAAGUUCACUUGGUUUCAGUUAAAAUGCUGUCUCUACUGAUGAUAAAGCAAAGACGGCUGGACCACAACUGCUGAUAGUAACAUACUUUUUAAAGAAUUUGAGCUAUUCUGAGAGGAAAUGAUAGCUGAUUCUUGCCUUUUUGGAAAGUCAGGCUGCCCUGAUAUUAGGUUCCCUGGACUACAGAGGUCCAUUGUUUUUUUUGAAGCUAAAUGGUUAAAAGGUUGGAAGUCUGAAUACAAACUGACCUAUUUAAAAAAAACAACAAAACCAAACCACCUCACCUCAUUUCCCAGUAUCCUCUAGUCUUUGUCAAUUUUAUCAGUGACCCAGUACACCAUACUGUCUUGGAUGUGCCUCCUAAGAAACUCUUUUUUUUUUUAAGAAAAGCUGGUAACCAGCAAAGAAGACACAAAAGCUAAAAUCACUAUGUGGAGCUGUGAAGCCUUAAUCAACAGUACCGAGAACAGCGAGGACCAGCAUCUCUGCCAUGACUUUGACCUUGUGCUUUCCAUCUUUUCCCUUCUCUACCUCAUUAUUUGUUUCCCAAUUGGCCUUUGUUACAAUGGCCUGCUGGUCCUAGUUAACCUCUACAACAAAGCUACUAUGACUAUGCCAGAUGUUUACUUUGUCAACAUUGCCAUCGCCGGUCUCAUCAUCAACACUCUGGCACCAAUGUACCUGCUGGGUCUUGCCAAUACAAAAUGGGCCAUCUGGAAUUCCAACAAUGAAGUUUAUAUUACCUUUCUUAUUUUAUUCAAUGUCUCAUCGUUAGUUACCAUGUACUCUACCACUCUGCUCAGUCUGGACUACUACAUUGAGCGUGCCCUGCCCAGGACUUACAUGUCCAGUGUGUACAACACCAAGCACGUCUGCGGGUUCAUUUGGGGCGGUGCCAUGCUCACAAGCUUUUCAUCUCUCCUGUUCUACGUCUGCAACCACGUGUCCACCAAAAUAAUUGAGUGUUCCAAGAUGCAGAACCAGGAAGCAGCAGAUGCCAUCAUGGUGUUUAUCGGGUACGUGGUACCCGCCGUCGCUGUUCUCUACGCACUGACGCUGAUCCUGCGGAUACGCAAGGAGGCCACGCCGCUGGAUCAGGACACUGGGCGCCUGGAUCCAUCGGUGCACAGGCUUCUGAUCGCCACAGUCUGCACACAGUUCACCCUCUGGACACCCUAUUAUGUUAUUCUCUUGGUAAGCACAUUUACUAACCUACGAGGAAGAAUUCCAGAUGUAAAUUCCAUUCAGAUAUUACACUUUGCAACGAUUUUGUCAAAAUUCCUGGCUUUCUCCAGCAGCUUUGUCAUGCCUCUGCUCUACAGAUACAUCAACAAAAACUUUCCCAACAAAUUGCGACGUUUGCUUAAAAAGAUACACUGUGGGAGCCAAGGCUGUUCUCACGAGCGCACAGUUGUACAGCAGGUCAUGACAUAGGUGUGACACAACCCCUGGUGCUCUGGGACUGCAGCACUGGGUGCUCAGUGCUGGGACUGUGACGCUGCUGUGUUGGCACUCAGAGACAUUUGAGAGUCCCAACCAAGAGGCUGGAAGGAGCUUCCAUUGCAGUUGAAUGCAACAGUCUUAAUUUUCCAGUAGUAGUUUGCUGAAGUGGUGUGAGGCUCUGGCCUGUGUGCUGCAUUACCUGUGACAUCAGAUACCUUCAGUGCACUGAACUGGUGACAAAGGAUAAACUCUGUUUUCAUGGCUCUGAUCUUCCUGUCUGAAGAAAUCACUAAGCAGUUUAUUGAAGUCUUGACUGAAGACACAGCACCUUGUAUCUUGUAUAGGAAAAAGGUAUUACCUUGUUUUCUGUACCAAGAAGUGAUAGUGCUAUCCUUGAUGAAGUAAAUAGCAUUUUUCAAUGAAGAUUAUAUAGAUGAUCUUUACUAAAGAUCAUAUUACCCAAUUAUACAUGUCCAAAUAGUAAAUGUUAAUUAUAAAUUAAAUUAUUUAAUUUCUUUCUCCAUCACUGAAUUCCCUCUAAAAGAAGCCUAAUUUACUUUUUUUCAGAAAUUAUUUUCUCACACAAACUAAUCUGUUUUAACAUUUAUGGUAACCUGAUUUUUCUUUAGCUACAACAAAUAACAAAAAUGUGUUUUAACUUUCCAGUGCUUUGUUUGUAUCCUAAAACAUUUCAGAAAUUCAGAAAUAUUUAUUAACUAAUUUUGAUGGAACUUAGAGAUGUUUGUUCCACAUACUAAAAUGAAGGACACAGUGGUUUACAAAGUUAAAUCAGAAUUCAACUAGUAAAGAUUGUCUGGCUAAGUGUUAUGGUCCACAUAUGUUCAUGUAACAAGAGUAAUUAUCUUAAAAAAUAAAGAUGUUUAUGAUUAACAUUUUGUAUUUUCAAGGGAUAUGUUUGCAACAAAUAAAUUAAACACUCUUUAAUCUAGGACAUCACUGGAGGUUUGGAAACCAUAUAAAAUUCCUCCAAAAGAAUUCCAGUCAGCAACAGCUCUUUGCUGACCUCUCAGAAAAGCCUUCCAUUAGGAUUCUUGGAAUCCCUAGUAAAUUCUAGUUUCACAGUAGGGAUGAAGAAAUCCAGUCCAGAUCACCAAAUUUUACUGAUGAUAUGAAAUACAUGAGAAACACAGACAUGCUGCAGGAAGCACAUAAAAAGUUACAACAAACUACAAAGCACUGACCCAAAAACUACCUGGUCUUGUCUUAUUGCUGCAUUAAUGAUGGGAGGGAACAGGAGAGGGGUACAAAUGAAGCUGACAUUCUCCCACUGGUGUGGGGCCACAAGACAUUUUUGUCACUUGAUACAUGCUACGGGAUCAUUUUAUUGCUUAAUCUGUCACAGCACAACUCAAAUUCCACAUGACUUCAUCAAAAAAUGUGACUUUUCAAGCUUCUGGUACCAAAAAAAAAAAAAAAAUGGAACAAGACCAGAACUGAACUUUUCCCAUUGCUUAGAGCACAAUCUUGUCUCUGAUGACUGGUCCUAGUCUGUCAGCAGAGACACAUACUAAAGUUCUAUUUGAAAAGCAGGUGAGGAACAGACCUUUCAGAUCUUUUCCCAUCAAGCAAUUGCUUCCCAUAGUCAUCUUUGCUUAUCUUCUUUAUACACAAGCAUCUCUUAGUUAUCAUCAUCCUGGUGGAAGACUUUCCAUUAAUCUUUACUUUUUAAAAUAGCUUUUCACAUUCUAUUGAAUAUUUUUAACCCUUAAAGCCUACAGAGUAAAUAAUCGAUUUCUGUGGUGUUUUCAGUUUUAGUCUGUUGAUGAAAACCACGUUAAGGACUGAAGCUGUUCCUUAUCACUGUGUCAAACUCACACACUCUUUUACAGUCCCUCUAUGCUGACAUACAUGAUACUGGCUGCUUUCUUGGUUUUGUCCACAUUGAGAGAUUUACUAUGAAUUUCUACACAUCUUGACCACUCAAGCUCACUUCCACAAAGAAGUGCUUAAGAACAAAAUCUUUCCUUACAGCUGUCAAGCAAACAGACUCCUUCUUCCCAUCUGAGGAAAAUUAGGUUUCUUAAUGCACCACAUUAAAUCUCUCACAUAAAAUCUGUUAAAGAAAUUCAGUGCCAUUAUGCAGGAGGAGUUCCAGCAGGGAGGAACUGGCUUAUCUGGUGUGAAUAGAGGCUUUCAGAACUGGGACACUGCCAGAACAGUGCGGCUGAGCAGGCAACUUCAAGUGCGAUUUCAACGUCCAUGUUGCUUCCUUACUUCCAUUUCCUCCUUCUCUUAAGAUAUCUUAUUUUCUGUCUCUAAAAGAACUGCUGCCUUUAUUUCUGUUCCUUCCUCUCUGUGUUAAAUUCUCGGUUUUAGAUCAUGGCUCUCGUAUCAUUUCUCUUUAUCGUUUUUCACUUCUCUGCACAAUUUAUUUAACUUUCAUUUCCCUUCCAUCUCUGCUUGUCUUGCACACCUGGUACCAUUCAAUACUCAUGUUUACUUCAUCACACUGACUCCUUUAUGAUGAUCCAAAUCUUACUCAGUGAUCUGACAUUACAAACAAAUACAUGUAGUAAAAUGGAAGCUGCUAUUUAAGAGAUGCAGAAAGAUAGAUUUUUAUGGAAUUUAUCUGGUUUUUUCCUAAUAUUUUUUACUGCCAUAGAGCUAUGGAUAUUUGUCUGUAUCGUUGAUAAAUACUAAAUGUGAUGGCAAGCAUAGAUACAGAACUUGGAUAAUUUAAUGAACAAAACUGCUAUCCACUCAACCUCUUUGCAAAGUUAAUUUGAUGUAUUAGUUGCCUCAAAGAAACUGUGCUAUGGAUCUGCUUGGCUGCUGUUCUAAGGAAAUUCUGAACUUAAUUGCAGCACCCUCACCUGGUAUCUCUUAAAAAGCAGUAUCCCAAAAAGAAAAAGCUUUGCAGUUUUUAUAUAAAGAACAGUAGAGGAGUAAGUGCAGUAAAAUACUUAAGGAAACACAAGGUAUAAUAAAUUAGGAAGAACUUUUAUGGACAAAUAUUUAAUACACAAAAUUAUCGAGAAUAGGGCCUUUCCAUUUCAAAUACCUGAAGGUUUCUGGUGACUGUAAAUAGGAGCUUAUCUAUUACACAUUUAAAUAGAUAUGAAUAAAAUACUGUAUAUAUGCAAGAUAAAAAUCAGCCUACUGAUGUAAAAAGAAUCUGCAAAGAGUUUAUUAAAUUAUUUCUACAAGUGUAUCAUUUAAAUGUAAACCUCUGAACAGGAAGGUGUACUGUAUGCUUCUGUAUGUAUAUAAUGUGUACUAGAAAGUAAGCACUAAUUGAGUGCUGUUAUUAACAGUGUUAUUUUCUCACAAAAUUAAACUUAAUAUUUUAAUUGAUCUGUGGCUUAUAGCCGUUUUGCUGAACUGCUAAUUAAGUCAAAUCAAUGAACUAACAAAAAUGUCAUGCUCUGCUUCUAUCUGAGCUGUUAACAGCUAGCUCAAGACAGGUCUUUGUUGACUAACUUAGUAGAGGUUCUAGUUUCAAAAGUUUACAUUUCAGAAUCAAAUUUUGUUGGUCUCUGAAGAUUUUUUUUUUCAGUUAAUAAAAGAAGGUGAUCAGCCACUAAAAAAUUCCUGGUUCUAUUACAAUGAAGAGAUGUGGACUCCAAUAUCAUGUCAAAAUACUACAGAAAUGGACUUUCUGGAAUGCUUCAUAGAGGAAUUAUUGACUCAGAAUACAUUCUCAAUAAAAAGUGUACAAGUGAACAUGGUCAAUAAAAUGUGUGGGGUUU